CCUCCGGCCCCGGGUCUCCCGGUGUCCUCGCUCCGCUUGUCCGCGCGCAGCCUGGCAGUUUGCCUCUUCCUCCUCUGUCCUCCAGCCCGCGUCCAUGGCCACCGCCGCAACCGAGGAGCCUUUCCCUUUCCACGGUCUCCUGCCGAAGAAAGAGACCGGGGCCGCCUCGUUCCUCUGCCGCUACCCGGAGUAUGACGGGCGCGGGGUGCUCAUCGCGGUCCUGGACACCGGGGUGGACCCGGGGGCUCCAGGCAUGCAGGUUACAACUGAUGGAAAACCAAAAAUCAUCGAUAUCAUUGAUACAACAGGAAGUGGUGAUGUGAACACUGCUACAGAAGUAGAGCCAAAGGAUGGUGAAAUUAUUGGUCUUUCAGGAAGAGUUCUUAAGAUUCCUGCGAGCUGGACAAAUCCUUCAGGAAAAUACCAUAUUGGCAUAAAAAAUGGCUAUGACUUCUAUCCAAAGGCUCUCAAGGAAAGGAUACAGAAAGAACGGAAGGAAAAAAUUUGGGAUCCUAUUCACAGAGUGGCCCUUGCAGAAGCCUGCAGAAAACAGGAAGAAUUUGAUGUUGCCAACAAUGGCUCUUCCCAGCUCCUGCCUCCGGGUUCCUGCCUUGAGUUCCUGUCCUGGCUUCCCUCAGUGAUGGAUUGUGACCUGGGAGUUGCCAAUAAACUAAUCAAGGAGGAGCUUCAAAGUCAAGUGGAAUUGCUCAAUUCUUUUGAGAAAAAGUAUAGUGAUCCAGGCCCUGUAUAUGACUGCUUGGUGUGGCAUGAUGGUGAGACCUGGAGAGCCUGUGUUGAUUCUAAUGAAAAUGGGGACUUGAGUAAAUCUACUGUUCUGAGGAACUACAAAGAGGCCCAAGAAUAUGGCUCUUUUGGCACAGCUGAAAUGUUGAAUUACUCUGUUAAUAUUUAUGAUGAUGGAAACCUACUCUCCAUUGUGACUAGUGGAGGAGCUCAUGGAACCCAUGUAGCAAGUAUAGCUGCUGGGCAUUUUCCAGAAGAGCCUGAAAGGAAUGGAGUCGCUCCUGGUGCUCAAAUUCUCUCCAUUAAGAUUGGCGAUACAAGGCUAAGUACCAUGGAAACAGGCACAGGCCUCAUCAGAGCUAUGAUAGAAGUUAUAAAUCAUAAGUGUGAUCUUGUCAACUACAGCUAUGGAGAAGCAACUCACUGGCCAAAUUCUGGGAGAAUUUGUGAAGUAAUCAAUGAAGCAGUAUGGAAACAUAAUAUAAUUUAUGUUUCAAGUGCUGGAAAUAAUGGUCCAUGCCUUUCUACAGUUGGUUGUCCAGGUGGUACUACAUCAAGUGUGAUAGGUGUUGGUGCUUAUGUUUCUCCUGAUAUGAUGGUUGCAGAGUAUUCACUGAGAGAGAAAUUACCUGCGAAUCAGUAUACAUGGUCUUCUAGAGGCCCAAGUGCUGACGGGGCCCUUGGUGUGAGCAUCAGUGCACCAGGAGGUGCCAUUGCUUCUGUUCCUAACUGGACAUUGAGGGGGACUCAGCUAAUGAAUGGGACAUCGAUGUCUUCCCCCAAUGCCUGUGGAGGCAUUGCCCUAGUACUUUCAGGUCUGAAAGCAAAUAAUGUUGACUAUACCGUUCACUCAGUUAGAAGAGCUCUAGAAAACACUGCAGUCAAAGCCGACAAUAUAGAAGUAUUUGCCCAGGGACAUGGCAUUAUUCAGGUUGACAAAGCCUAUGACUACCUCGUUCAGAAUACAUCAUUUGCCAACAGAUUAGGUUUUACAGUUACAGUUGGAAAUAACCGUGGCAUCUACCUCCGAGACCCUGUUCAGGUGGCUGCUCCUUCAGAUCACGGUGUUGGUAUUGAGCCAGUAUUUCCAGAGAACACAGAAAACUCUGAAAAAAUAUCCCUUCAGCUUCAUUUAGCUUUAACUUCAAAUUCAUCUUGGGUUCAAUGUCCCAGCCAUUUGGAACUCAUGAAUCAGUGUCGACACAUAAAUAUACGUGUGGAUCCCAGGGGCUUAAGAGAAGGAUUGCAUUAUACAGAGGUAUGUGGCUAUGAUAUAGCAUCCCCCAAUGCAGGUCCUCUGUUCAGAGUUCCAAUCACUGCAGUUAUAGCAGCAAAAGUAAAUGAGUCAUCACAUUAUGAUCUAGCCUUUACAGAUGUACAUUUUAAACCGGGUCAGAUUCGAAGGCAUUUUGUUGAGGUUCCUGAGGGCGCAACCUGGGCUGAAGUUACUGUGUGUUCAUGUUCUUCUGAGGUAUCAGCAAAGUUUGUUCUUCAUGCGGUACAGCUUGUGAAGCAGAGAGCAUAUCGAAGUCAUGAGUUUUAUAAGUUUUGUUCCCUUCCAGAAAAAGGAACACUGACUGAAGCUUUUUCUGUCCUGGGCGGGAAAGCAAUUGAAUUUUGUAUUGCUCGUUGGUGGGCAAGUCUCAGUGAUGUCAAUAUUGAUUAUACCAUAUCUUUCCAUGGGAUAGUGUGUACUGCACCUCAGUUAAACAUUCAUGCAUCCGAAGGAAUCAAUCGUUUUGAUGUUCAGUCCUCUUUAAAGUAUGAAGAUCUGGCUCCCUGCAUAACUUUGAAGAGUUGGGUCCAAACACUACGCCCAGUAAGUGCAAAAACCAAACCUUUAGGAUCAAGAGAUGUUUUGCCAAAUAAUCGCCAGCUUUAUGAGAUGGUCCUGACUUACAACUUUCAUCAACCCAAGAGUGGAGAAGUAACACCUAGCUGUCCACUUCUUUGUGAAUUGUUAUAUGAGUCAGAAUUUGACAGCCAACUAUGGAUUAUUUUUGACCAGAACAAAAGACAAAUGGGUUCAGGCGAUGCCUAUCCACAUCAGUAUUCUUUGAAAUUGGAGAAAGGAGAUUAUACAAUUCGACUACAGAUUCGUCAUGAGCAAAUCAGUGAUUUGGAUCGUCUUAAAGAUCUCCCGUUUAUUGUUUCUCAUAGGUUGUCUAAUACCUUGAGCUUAGAUAUUCAUGAAAAUCAUAGCCUUGCACUUCUAGGCAAGAAGAAAUCAAGCAAUUUGACAUUGCCACCAAAAUAUAACCAGCCAUUCUUUGUUACUUCUUUACCGGAUGAUAAAAUACCUAAGGGAGCAGGACCUGGAUGCUACCUUGCAGGAUCCUUAACAUUGUCAAAGACUGAACUUGGAAAGAAAGCUGGGCAGUCUGCAGCAAAACGACAAGGAAAAUUUAAAAAGGAUGUAAUCCCUGUUCAUUACUACCUAAUACCUCCACCAACAAAGACUAAGAAUGGCAGCAAAGAUAAAGAAAAAGAUUCAGAAAAAGAAAAAGAUUUAAAAGAAGAGUUUACUGAAGCACUACGGGACCUUAAAAUUCAGUGGAUGACAAAGCUGGAUUCUAGUGACAUUUACAAUGAACUGAAAGAAACAUAUCCUGCUUACCUUCCUCUGUAUGUUGCACGGCUUCAUCAAUUGGAUGCUGAAAAGGAGCGAAUGAAAAGACUGAAUGAAAUUGUUGAAGCUGCAAAUGCUGUCAUUUCUCACAUCGAUCAGACUACCCUAGCAGUUUAUAUUGCAAUGAAGACUGACCCUAGGCCUGAUGCAGCUACUAUAAAAAAUGAUAUGGACAAACAGAAAUCCACGCUGGUAGAUGCGCUUUGCAGGAAAGGAUGCGCGCUGGCUGACCACCUUCUUCACACACAGCCUCACGAUGGGGCAGCAGCUGGAGAUGCAGAGGGAAAGGAAGAAGAGGGAGAAAGUACUUUGGAUUCUCUGUCAGAAACAUUCUGGGAAACAACAAAAUGGACAGAUCUUUUUGACACUAAGGUUUUAACAUUUGCCUAUAAGCAUGCAUUAGUAAAUAAAAUGUAUGGGAGAGGCCUUAAGUUUGCAACUAAACUCGUAGAAGAAAAGCCAACAAAAGAAAACUGGAAAAAUUGUAUUCAACUGAUGAAAUUACUUGGAUGGACCCAUUGUGCAUCUUUCACUGAAAACUGGCUCCCCAUCAUGUAUCCUCCUGAUUAUUGUGUAUUCUAAAAUAAGAACCAAGAUUUUAAAUUCCAAAAAGAAAAUUUUAUAAUGAACGGAUAUAUGAACAGAUUUGUGGCAUUUUUAGUCUAAUGCAUGUUUUCAUUCACUAUCCAAUACUGAUCAUUAAAAUAAUGUGUAUUUAUCAGAGAACUCACUGGUGUGUGGCUUAAUACAUGUAAACCUAGACCUCUGACAUCAUGCUGUUUUCAUAGUGCCUCCCACACUUGGCAAGGGCAAGGCAUGUCCUGCCCACCAGCCCCAGCACUUUUAAGUUGGGUGCAGCAUCUCACGUGCAUGAGAGGUUUUCAUCUGUAACUUCUAACUGAAAAACUGUCAAAUUCUAUUUUUUAUUUUAUAAAUCAACAAGGUUUUAACAUGAUCAACUUUUUUUUUUCAAUUGUAUGCAGGCCUUAAAAAAGCUACAUUAAGCGUAGCUAAAAUUAUUUAUUGGACUUAAAUUUAGAAAACCUCAUUUCCAGACUUUUUUUUUCCUAAACGUGCACAUUCAAUUAAUGGGAAAAAAAUAAAACAAAACAAAAACCGGCAUAAACUCGUGGCAUUUGAUGGAGCAUAAUUGUUUAAAUAAAUUUUCAUCUUGGGGUUAUAACAGGCUAGUUGUUUUUACAUCCUCUUGAAGUGCACAGCAUCAGAAUGAAUUAAUAAUACAUGUAUAAGUGCCAGACAGCUAAAUCUUUAUCAGGUAUUGUAAAGAUGCACACACGGUAUAUUUAUAAAAAGUUGAAAUCAUGAAUAAAUGUGCAAACCCAUGAUCAUAGUACACCAUAUGCACUCUGAUACCUUAAUUUUUUUUAUAAAUAAUAAAAGUGAAUAUUGAAGCUUCUUAAA
Messenger RNA from Nannospalax galili (Upper Galilee mountains blind mole rat), 4795 nucleotides. It is a transcript of the gene Tpp2, whose product is annotated as tripeptidyl peptidase 2. Gene Ontology annotation, molecular function: tripeptidyl-peptidase activity; serine-type endopeptidase activity. Gene Ontology annotation, biological process: proteolysis. NCBI's taxonomy places the organism in Eukaryota, Metazoa, Chordata, Mammalia, Rodentia, Spalacidae. The record is from RefSeq and is a predicted model, not a curated record. Gene Ontology annotation, cellular component: cytosol. Bases 95 to 3955 code for a protein of 1286 amino acids. The transcript is spliced from 31 exons.